AUGUUGCUCCAGUUUUGGAGCAUUUCCUGUUGCACUGCGCUUCACAAUUCUUGGGCUUUCUCUUACUCCGGAAAGCACCACAACCUUGUUUUUAAAGGACCUAUCUGCCUCAGAAAGCCAAAGGCCUCCUCACCCACUUGCCUCAGAGCUCAGUUGCUAGAGGAAAUCACACAACUUGCCCAUAACAAGGUGCUGAUUGCUGCUGGCGUUUCUGCGGCAAUUGGGCAGCUCACCAAGCCUGUCACUUCUGUAAUUUUGUAUGGGAAAGACUUUGAUUUCAAGGCAAUCGUUCAGGCCGGGGGCUUCCCUUCUACCCAUUCCUCUGCAGUGGUGGCUACUGCAACAACCCUUGGCCUUGAAAGGGGCCUUUCGGAUUCAAUAUUUGGCCUUACUGUUGUUUAUGCAGGUCUUGUGAUGUAUGACGCCCAGGGGGUGAGAAGAGAAGUUGGCAACCAUGCAAAAGUACUGAACAAGACACUGCCUGAAGGUGCAAGGAUGAGCUCAGUUCCCACCAAGGACAGAGGUAGAAUUAACCCUAAACCUAAAACAUCAUCGUCUUCGUCGUUGAAGUCGGAUAGCUUUGGGUCUCUGUUGUCUGAGGAAGCAAAUUCUUUCUCAUCAGAACCAACAAACGGCCCUUUAGUGUCUCUCUCAGAUAAUAAAAUUAGGCAAACUACUGAGAAACAGAUGUCUUCUGGCUUAGGAACUGAUGCUGAGCAAGGUUUAGAAAGAGCUGGCAAUCGUUCAACUCUGUUGAAAGAAUCGAUUGGCCACACUGAAGUUGAAGUCACGGCCGGUGCUUUGUUGGGUUUCUUAGUAGGCUUGGCUAUGUACACCAUAAUGUGA
Prunus armeniaca (apricot) is the source of this 846-nucleotide messenger RNA. Lineage: Eukaryota; Viridiplantae; Streptophyta; Magnoliopsida; Rosales; Rosaceae. The record is from the annotation of a GenBank genome assembly.